AGCACCAUCAUUAUCUUCCUGUCAUGGCGGAACCUGCGGAACUCACAAGCUAGGCUGGUUAUUGGUCCCGUCGUUGUCAAGCAGUCAGAAUCCAGACUAUUUCUCCCUCAUCCUCAUAUGGCUGGCUGGGCUGAGUCUCGUCACACCUGCAUGGUGUGAUCAUUUCCUUCACGCUGCAGCUGCACGUCAGAUCAACCAUUCUAUCUUCGGGUUUAUUGCGGAUGAACCCCCUGCAAAUAUUCUUCAGCUGCAACCGUCAACACACUCCCUCGCACCGGCCUCGCAGCUCUCCUGGGACAGCUCGACCUCCCAGGCGAGAUCCAGCUUCCCAAUGGCACCAUCGUCCUCGUUGGCCAUGGCGAGCCCAUUUACCGCGUCAUCUUCAACUCAGACCGCGCCCUGCGCACCCCAAUGACAGAGUUGGGCGUCGGCGAAGCCUACAUCACCGGCGAAAUCGACGUCGAAGGCGACAUAGGCGCCCUCUUCGGCGCUCGCCAGAAGCUCCGCAAGAAAGUCCCCCUACGCCAAAAGCUCCGGUUUCUAUACGACUACGUGCGGACCGCAACGAAGAUGAACUCGCAAGCCAUCAUCUCGCACUACAACCGUGGCGACAACCUCUACCACACCUUCAUCGACAAGAAAUUCCGCUUCUACUCGCACGGCCUCUUCAAACACGCCGACGAAACAAUCGAGCAAGCAUCCCGCAAUAAACUCGACGCAAUGUGGGACCGCCUCGGCCUGCAGCCCGGCAUGCACAUCCUCGACAUCGGCGGCGGCUGGGGCGGCGUCACGCAGUACUGCGGCCCCCGCGGCGUACACGUCACAACGCUCACCCUCGCCCCAGACGGCGCACGCUACAUCCAGCGCCUCAUCGAGGACCAGAAUCUCCCUGGCGCUGUGUACCUGCAGGACUUCCUCGCCCAUAAGCCCGACCAGCCUUACGACCACGCCGUCUCCUUCGGCGUCAUCGAGCAUCUCCCUGAUUACCGUCGCUUCACGCGCACAGUCUACGACGUCCUCAAGCCCGGCGGACGCAUCUAUUUCGACGGCUCCGCGGCGCUGACCAAGUAUGCUGUUAGCGCGUUCACGCGCAGGUAUAUUUGGCAGGGCGUGCACACGUUCAUGACAGUGCAAGACGUGAUGGGCGAGCUACUGCUGCAUGGGUUCGAGGUCGUGGAGGUGGAAAGAGAAACGCGCGACUAUGAAUAUACGAUUGCGGAGUGGGCGAGGCGUCUUGAUGCUGCGAGGGAUGAGAUCGUGGCUGAAUGGGGCGAGCAGACGUAUCGCGUCUUUAGGCUUUUCCUUUGGGGUGGUGCCCAUGCGUUCAGGACGAACGCGCUGCAGGCUUAUCAUGUUCUUGCUGAGCGGACGGAGGAGUUGGGGCCGAGGCCAGGGACUGCCAGGAGGGUUGUGCAGUUUUUGGGGACCUUGCGUUAGUUAAUUACAAGUCAGUAUUAUUAUUUAUGGGUUAUAGCUGUUGUCUUAAUGUGGAAAAUGAGCCUGCUGGCAACGCUACCUCUAUAGGAAUAAAUGGCCGCAAGGUAGCCUGCACCAACCAGCGUCUCUACAAACAGCAGACCAAAAAUAGUAGCAAUAGUAUUGGCUUCUGUUCAAA
Messenger RNA from Aspergillus versicolor CBS 583.65, 1615 nucleotides. RefSeq lists its product as uncharacterized. The transcript is spliced from 2 exons. NCBI's taxonomy places the organism in Eukaryota, Fungi, Ascomycota, Eurotiomycetes, Eurotiales, Aspergillaceae. Bases 412 to 1437 code for a protein of 341 amino acids. Gene Ontology annotation, molecular function: oxidoreductase activity, acting on metal ions. The record is from RefSeq and is a predicted model, not a curated record. Gene Ontology annotation, biological process: lipid biosynthetic process.